AUGCCGACUCAGGAGCAGCUGAGGCACGCAGGGAGGGGGGACCUAGCAGCCGCUCUGAGGCAGCUGGCCAGGGAGCAGUCGGGUGGAGGCGCAGGGUGGGCAGGGGAAGGGCGGGCAGGGGAGGGGGAGGCGCAAAAGGGGUGGAAGGGGGCGGAGGAGGGGGUUGCAGAGGAUUUAAGGACGAAAGGGACAGGCGCAGGGCGGGAAGUGUGGCGUGUGGAAGGGGAGAGGGGGGGAGGAGAAGCGAGGGGUGAAGCAGCAGCUGCUGCAAGACAGGGGGGAGAGGGCGCAGGAGGGGUGGAGGAGGGGGGUGCAGGGGGGGCGGUGGGGAGGGGCAAUGGGUGGAGUGCGGUGGCGAGGUUGAUGGGGCUGGGCAGGCGGAGGAGGGGGCGGGCAGCAGGGGGGGCGGAGGGGAAGGGAGGGGGAGUGAGUGGAGAGGGGGUGGAUGAGGGCGAGGGCUGGAAUGAGGGGGGUGGUGCGGGUGAGGCUGUCCCGGAGGAGUCGGUUGUGAUGAGCAGUCCUGUUAAGCCACGGAGACCAGUGGGCCGCCCGAGGAAAACCCCCCCAGCAAACCAGGGGCGAGCAGAGGAGGCAGGGAGGGGAACAGCUCAGGAGGCUGGUGUGGGGCCAAGCAUUGGCGGGGGGGGCGUUGAGGGGGGUCGGGAGAAGGACGAUGGGAAGAAGGGGAGCGGAGAGGAGGCCGCGGACGAGGAGAAGAGAAGUAGAGGUUAUGUUGGGGGCGUGGGUGCAGGUAGUGCGGUGGAGGGGAGAGUGGGGAAGGGGAGUGUGGGAGAGGGGAGUGUGGGGGAAGAGAGGGUGAUCGAGGGGAGUGUGGGGAAUUUGGACGGCUUUGAUGCAGCCCUGAGUGCCAGCCUGGCGAAUCUGAUGGCGUUCAGGAAGAGGCUGGAGGGGUUGGAGGCUGGUGCUGGCGGCACAAUUCUCGGCAUAGCUGGCGACACAGCUGGCGGCACAGCUGGCGGUACAGCUGGCGGCACAGCUGCUGCAGGGACUGCUGCAAACCCAAGAACCCGCACAGGACCAGAUAACGCCUCCCCCUCCCCAAGAUCAGAUAAACCUCCUUUCUCGUUUAGCGCAGAUAACGCCUGCCUCCGAGGCCCAGGCAGCGAGUGGGGUGCAAGAGCAGACUCGCAACGGCCAUCAGAAAACAGACCACGGAGCAAGGAACCUUCCUCGCCACCGGUGCGCAAGUUUCGGUUACCACCUCCCCCUGCGUCGCCAGUUGAGCCUCCCCCAGCUGCUGCCUUCCUCCGGCGCGACCCGGAUGAGCUGGCAGGCGUGACAGGGCGCAUCCGAUCCCUCGAGCAAUCGCUGGCCGCCACGCGUGCAGCGCUGAGGCAGGGGCGGGAGGCGCUGAGUAGGCGAGAUGCUGAGCUGGAACAGAUGCGCAGCCGCACCAUGGGUGAGCUGCUAAGACUUACAGACUCGCUGGAGUUCAGAGAGAGUGAGAUGCUGCGCACGCGAGCAGAGCUGCGCUCAACUCGCGCUGAGGUCUCAGCUCUCGAAGGCAGAUUUGCUGCUGAGUUCAGGGAGACGAGGCGCGUGUUGGAGGAGAAGGAUCAGCAGCUGGGGGAGCUGCAGGUGGCAUAUGUGCAGCUGAGGCCCACGCGAGUGGUGUGGCCCAACCCUGGCAACGAAGUGCUUCUCACUGGCUCCUUCAAUGGCUGGACCAACCGGAUCAAGAUGGUCAAGUCAAAUGCGGGGGUGUUUGUAACAACUCUUCAUCUGUACCCCGGACAAUAUGAGGUCAAAUUUAUCGUGGAUGGAAAUUGGAAGGUUGAUCCUCGAAGGGCCAUUGUUUACACAUCGAGCGGCCAUGAAAACAACCUGCUAGUGGUCACAUAG
Messenger RNA from Closterium sp. Yama58-4, 1863 nucleotides. Lineage: Eukaryota; Viridiplantae; Streptophyta; Zygnematophyceae; Desmidiales; Closteriaceae. The record is from the annotation of a GenBank genome assembly.